Messenger RNA from Euleptes europaea (tarantolino), 2081 nucleotides. It is a transcript of the gene SLC9A2, whose product is annotated as solute carrier family 9 member A2. Gene Ontology annotation, biological process: proton transmembrane transport; sodium ion transport; regulation of pH. The transcript has 11 exons. NCBI's taxonomy places the organism in Eukaryota, Metazoa, Chordata, Lepidosauria, Squamata, Sphaerodactylidae. Gene Ontology annotation, molecular function: sodium:proton antiporter activity. Gene Ontology annotation, cellular component: membrane. The record is from RefSeq and is a predicted model, not a curated record.
UGCCAGAGAGCUGUCUCCUCAUUCUGGUUGGAUUACUUCUAGGUGGAAUUAUGUUUGGAGUGCAGGAAAAGUCUCCACCCGUAAUGAAGAGUGAUGUUUUUUUCUUGUACCUUCUUCCCCCGAUUGUCCUCGAUGCUGGCUACUUUAUGCCAACACGCCUCUUCUUUGAGAACUUCGGCACAAUCAUCUGGUAUGCAGUCAUAGGGACCCUCUGGAAUUCACUUGGCAUUGGCAUUUCCCUCUUUGGGGUCUGCCAGGUUGCUGCCUUUGGCUUGAGUGAUAUCACUCUGCUGCAAUGCCUCCUCUUUGGCAGCUUGAUUUCAGCUGUGGAUCCUGUGGCGGUGCUGGCUGUGUUUGAAAAUAUUCAUGUCAACGAACAGCUGUACAUCUUAGUUUUUGGAGAGUCCUUGCUGAAUGAUGCUGUAACAGUGGUCCUGUACAACUUGUUCAAGUCUUUCUGUCAGAUGCAGACAAUCAAGGCCAUUGACAUAUUUGCGGGAAUUGCUAAUUUCUUUGUAGUUGGGAUUGGCGGAGUCUUGAUUGGAAUUAUUCUGGGAUUCGUAGCGGCUUUUACUACUCGUUACACCCAUAAAGUCCGGGUGAUUGAGCCUCUAUUUGUCUUCUUAUAUAGCUACCUGUCAUACAUAACUGCUGAAAUGUUUCAUCUCUCAGGCAUUAUGGCGAUUACAGCUUGUGCUAUGACCAUGAACAAAUAUGUGGAAGAGAAUGUUUCUCAGAAGUCUUACACCACCGUAAAGUAUUUCAUGAAGAUGCUGAGCAGUGUCAGUGAGACUCUUAUCUUCAUCUUCAUGGGCGUGUCCACCGUUGGAAAGAAUCAUGAGUGGAACUGGGCCUUUGUUUGCUUCACCCUCCUCUUUUGUUUGAUCUGGCGAGCACUGGGUGUUUUUGCAUUGACUCAGAUCAUUAACCUGUUCCGGACUAUUCCCUUGACAUUUAAGGACCAAUUUAUUAUUGCCUAUGGAGGCCUCCGUGGAGCCAUAUGCUUUUCUUUGGUUUUCCUACUUCCCGCUGCUGUGUUCCCCAGAAAGAAGCUGUUCAUUACUGCUGCUAUUGUGGUGAUAUUCUUCACUGUUUUCAUUCAGGGGAUAACAAUUCGCCCAUUGGUGGAAUUUCUGGAUGUUAAAAGGUCAAAUAAAAAGCAGCCAGUGGUCAGUGAGGAGAUUUACUCUCGGUUUUUUGAUCAUGUGAAGGCUGGAAUUGAAGAUGUAUGUGGACACUGGGGUCAUAACUUUUGGAGAGACAAAUUUAUAAAAUUUGAUAAGAAGUACCUGCGGAAACUUCUAAUUCGGGAAAACCAGCCCAAAUCAAGUAUUGUUUCUCUCUACAAGAAACUUGAAAUAAAGCAUGCCAUUGAGAUGGCAGAGACUGGGAUGAUAAGCACGGUACCAUCUCUAGCUUCUAUCAGUGAACAUCAAGAUGAAAAAGUGGUAACCUUCUCUCCUGGUGAGAUAGAUAAUAUACGAGACAUAUUAACAAAGAACCUCUAUCAAAUACGGCACAGAGCUCCUUCAUACAACAGAUAUAGCCUGGCUGAAGAUGCAAAUGAGAAACAGGCCAAAGAAAUUUUGAUCCGUCGCCGACACAGCUUAAGAGAGAGCAUUAGGAAGAGCAAUAGUUUGUCAAGACCGGUACUGGCUGCCAACAAAGCAGCGCGCUACAUGUCGCUACCUAAAAACACAAAACUCCCCGAGAAACUACAGAAAAGAGAUAAAUUCUCUUUCAAAGUAGGUGACGGCAGUGAUUCUGAAUCUGAUCACACUACAGUGCUAAAUUUAAAAUCCCAAGCAGGAAGGAUUUUAAGACACCAGAGACUUCGACAGCAGCAGGAAAAAAUGGAAUGGAGCAGUGAAAUGGACACAGAUAACCAAGAGCCUAUCCAUCCUCAGGGAACCAGGGGCUUCAGGCAACCUCUCCUGCCUCGUCCAACAUUUGGCACACUGUGUGAAGAAGAUGCAACUGAAGACAAUGGAUCGUUCAAACCCAUUCCACCACCUCGAUUAGCCCGGCAGGCAUCAGAAGCAGAAAGGCCUGGAAAGAAAUGAUAGAAUAAGCCAUAUUGA